GAAAACAGAUGAGUUUUGACUGCGCUUACGAAAACAUCCACCCGGCCGCCCCCAGUUAGACUCUGUCAGUGUGAGUGAGUGAGUGAUUGUGCAAGGCGGAGGACGAUUUCAUUACAGGUCCGGUUCAAUUCGAGAUUUUUUUUUCUCAAGCCAAUUCUAAGGGCACAAUUCCAUCGCACGAAAAAAAAAAUUCGACGGCUAAUCAGUUGCGUUAUCAAUGACGUGAGGUUGAACCCUUACAAUAAUCAUAAAUCAAAGUUCGAUUGAUUGUUUGGGAAAAGAGGAAAAGUUUGCGAUUGCCAACAUGAAGUAAUUGUGUAAUACGUCUAUUCUACUGGAGAACGGAAUGGAGUAGGAUUGUUAAAGUCAGCAUUCGACAAGCGGUCAUUAAACUAUCCAGAAGUGAAAGAUUAACGAAGGGAUCACAAAAAAAUGAAAUCAUUCAAAUGAAUGCCGAAUAGCGAUUUUCACGACUGGUUUUUCUUAGAAGUAGGGUGAGUCUUGCCUACGUAAUAAAAUUGUAUCACAGUGAAAGUGUGGAAGUUUGGUGAAAAGAGCUGCUGGUGUUUUUGCCCUUAAUGCCAAGAAUGGUUCCUUAGAAGGUAAUGGCAGUUUGUGAAAAUAGUGCUACACUCCGUCUUCCACCUCAGAUGGCUGAUCAGAAGCAACAUAUGGAAUGGAAAAUUUAAUAGCAUCAGCAACAGCAGCACCUACCGAUAGCGCAGUGUCGCUGGUUAGGCAGGUUUUUCUCCGUGGAACGGAGCGAGUGAAAUAAUCCACACCGCCAAAGCAGGAGUCAUCGAACAUAUAACUACAACGCCCUGCUGCUCGUUGCCGGAUUUGGCGAAUGCUGCUGAAAGAAUCCUUACAACCGCGCACAAUGAUGAUGAGCAUCCUACGCUGGCUGCCGGGGGCAUGCGGCAGUAUUGGUCCGGCUCUGAUUCCACCAGCUCACAUCGCAGUACUGUGGUACUUCUGGCAAAACUACUCGCGGUACGUUGAUAAACGGUUUUGCUCCUGCUCUUGCUGGGAUACGGUAUUCAAAGGAACGUACGAAUCCGGCAUCGCGUCCUACAAGCACAUGUACUUUAACGCCACUCAGAAUACGAUGAAGAUGUGGCUCCUGAUCGUGAUCGGAGUAAUAUCCCUGUACGAAUGUACCAAAUAUCUAACGCAACUGAUGCUCCAGAAUCGAGUUCGGUACACGAUGAUCUUACUGUUUAUGCUGUCCAUUUUCUCCCACUAUUACGCAUGGUGGGCCUAUCUGAACUAUUACAACGACGAAUACUACAAUCAGUGGAAUCACCAGUUGUUCUUUACGAUCACUGAACUCAUAUCAACCAGUUUCGUGCUGCAUUUGGCCAACGCGGAUAACACGGUGACCUCCCGCAAAACGCUUGCCAUCGUUGGUAUCGCAAUCCUGCACAUUCUGGCCAGCGGAGUGGAUCAGUUCAUAUCAAACGUGUUUCGGGGGGAAGGAUAUCCGCAUCAGGUGGUUCGCGACCUCGGCUUCAUGAUCCCGGACGUGAUGCAUUUGCUCAUUCCACUGUGGUUGCUGCGGCAAACACGGAAAGAAAGUUUCAGUACCCGACCAUUCUACCGGGACCGGAAUCUGCGGCGGGACGUGGCGCUCAUGUUCUUCAUCGUAGCAGUAUUAUUUACGAUUUGUUCGUUUCUCUAAGAUUAACCCAACCAGCCGGAUAUCAGAAAGCUGGUGCCGUGAGAAAAGAAGACCAACUUUUUCCAAAACAAGUGUCACGCUACUUUUAAAUAGAUAUACGUUAAAUUGUGCUAUCCCGAAUUCUUCCAUUUUUAUCGUUGUAGGCAUGUGAUCCAUAAUCGGACCGUGAGAACGUGAUUUGAGAUAACAGAUUUUACAGCUUCCGUUAGAAGAGACAGAUAGAAUUAUUUAAAACCAAACGUGACUGCACCCGUCAACGCUCUGCAAGACUGUAAGAAGGCAUUACAAAUUUAAGAAUGGAAUUUUUGAACAGAACAGUUGAAAUUUCUAAUGGAUUUAACGUUUUGCUUUGCUUAAGAAUACUGGUCUCAACAAAUGAAUAAACCAUCUAAGGUACGCUAUCUCGCAGUAAACAGUAACUGUUGACAGGUCGGGGAUCAUAGAAAAACUCAGAGACGAAUAAUUGGGUCUAGGAGUUAGUUUUCAAAGUUUAUUGAAAGCUAGGACAUCUAUCAAUAACAAUGCAUCAUUAUAGUAUACUUAGUCAUUUCUAUAAGUUACCGAAUAUUUUUCAAGAUUUGAGAACGUAUGACUUGCUUUCGGAAAGUUAUUGGACGGAAUACAUUGAUGGAUCAACGUGUCGUGAGUGAUUCAAAUAUUUCAGCAACGGUGAUUUUGAGGACCAGAGACGCUUCGGAAUUCCGAUUUUUGAAGACGAGAUAUCUGAAGUUUUUCUUGAUUCCGCCUCAUCCACAUUGUAGUCCAGGCUUGGCCCCAUCCGGUUACCACUUGUCUCGAUUGACACAUUGGAAGCAUUAAAGAUUACUUCUGAUCUGUACUUCAUGAAUUGACAGAAGGAUUAAUUUGAUGAAGUUUUUAAUUUCCGUACUCGUAGAUGUUAUCAGAUUUGCACAAAAUUUUAAUCAAAUUUUUAUCAAUAGUGUAAAAAUAUGAGAACAUUUGAGAUCUGCCAGCAUAGUUACUUAGAAUUUUGAGACCAUUGAAAUUGCAUACCCGAAUUAUUGAGCAAAUCGCAGAACGAAAGCACUGAGCUAGAACAAAGCGUAGUAACUCCUGAAGAUUGAAAGUAACGUCCUUGCCAUCGCUUUUAAACGUCUAUCAAUUUGUCCUAACAUCGUAGUUGAAAUAGAGUUCCAAGUGAACUAUUUUUCCAAUUGAUUAAACUGAAAACAAAAAUCCUGCAGUAGUGAAAACAUAUCUUCUUACCAGUGUAGCAAAUAUGUCUUAUAGCAGAUGUCGUAGAUUCGUGAAAUCAUAUUUUCUGUCUAGUGCCGACUAUCCAGCAGUCUAUCAUAUCAACAUUAUUAUGGGUUAGCAAAACUAGAUUUCGACUUGUUGUGCGUUAUUCAUCAUUUUGUCAUGUUUUGGUAUUUUACUGAUAUAAAUAAACUAAACGCGAUUUUAUAUACUAUCGUCAAGCUCUUCCCCUUCGUAUAGUAUAUUAUAAAACAGUGGACUUGAUAAAAAUAUUUUAGAAAAAAAAGUAGACAAUAACGUUUGAAAUGAAACAAAACCAAGAAAGUAACCGAAGCUAACGAAGGUAAAUAGUUAAUCUAAUAUAUAGGACAAAGAAAUGAAAGAACAACGCAGUCAAAAAUAAACUGAAUGGUUGAGUCUCAAAAUUAUUAUCCCGAUAUGUACGUUGUUAGGUUUUAGAGAUUGUUGUUGGUUCCAUGCAUACACAUACACACACAUACAUGCACCUACCAUAGUAAAUAAAGCCAAAGAGCCAAAAAUGAAAUACCGGAGCACCACUAGUAGGGAUAAACUGAAUAGUAUGCCAUGCCGAAUAACCGCCAAUGCGAUGAACCUACCGCCAUAUUACCUGCAGUGUUAACAAGGUAGGCGUUGAACACAUUGUGAGUGAAAUUCGAACGCCAUAUGACAACUAACUUUAGAGCGGAAAUAUUUCCCCUUUGACAGUACCCACCAGGAUAUAAAUUUAAGUUUUUUUGUUAAUCGAUGAAAAUGAAACAGAAUAAAAUAAUUCAAACUGAAA
This is a messenger RNA of Malaya genurostris, 3701 nucleotides long. RefSeq lists its product as uncharacterized. The coding region runs from base 848 to 1681 and encodes 277 amino acids. NCBI's taxonomy places the organism in Eukaryota, Metazoa, Arthropoda, Insecta, Diptera, Culicidae. The transcript has 5 exons. The record is from RefSeq and is a predicted model, not a curated record.